UUUUUAAAGCAAUUUUCUAACGAAGAGCAAAAUGAGCAACUCGGACGAACAGAUUUUGCAGUUCUAUGUGGAGCAUUUCGAAAAGGCAUUAGAAAAGACACAAAAUGUACUCCUGGAGUUUGCAGAGAGCCCCCUAAAUCACUUGAAGCCAACAAAACGAGCUACAGAUGCGCAGGCUUUUCAGUUCAACUCCACGUGUCCUGGAGUGGAAAAUCUGAACAAACUGGAACGAGAAGCCCUAUUUCAGCAGAGCUCCUUUGUAAACUUAUGGCUAAACUUGGCCUAUACUUGCUCGAAAUCUAGCUUAAGCUUUUGGGAUAGUAGAGAUCAAGGAAGCGAGGGAGGAAAAUUGGAAGUAUUCAUGCCAAGACUCCACGACUCACUCACCACCGAGUUCCACAGAAUUCACUUGGACCCACAAGAGUUUGCGACAAUUUGUGCAAUUACAACGUGGAAGAUACAUCAAUGGGGUACUGUAGAAGCGAAUACUGUAGCCGGGCAGCACUAUUUGGCGGUUAUCAAGGAGCUUAACAAUCAUCACAAGAAAACCACGACAAUGCGAGAUUUCGAGAGAGCUUUGAGAAUAACAGAAAUCAUAUCAUUACUGGUGCCGAUUGGGCGAAUGCUCCAGGAAGUGAAAACCCUCUAUGAAACACUGGGAAUUAAGGAUGACGGCAGGGAAUAAUUUUUGGCAAUUUUUAUUGAAUUUUUUAAACUCUAAUAUAAAUAAUAUUUUUUUCUUCAUACAAAUCUUAAUUUAUAAUUUUCAAAAAAAAUUUUUCGGCUUCUGCUAUUAACUUCCUCAUAAACAACAUAUGUGAACCAUUUUUUCAUUUCUUUCGAAAAAAGAGCACUUAUGACU
This is a messenger RNA of Caenorhabditis elegans, 862 nucleotides long. It is a transcript of the gene nhr-235, whose product is annotated as NR LBD domain-containing protein. Bases 32 to 685 code for a protein of 217 amino acids. The record is from RefSeq and is marked reviewed. NCBI's taxonomy places the organism in Eukaryota, Metazoa, Nematoda, Chromadorea, Rhabditida, Rhabditidae. The transcript is spliced from 5 exons.